Diachasma alloeum is the source of this 1913-nucleotide messenger RNA. Its product is annotated as retinol dehydrogenase 12. The record is from RefSeq and is a predicted model, not a curated record. Bases 2 to 1135 code for a protein of 377 amino acids. The transcript has 7 exons. NCBI's taxonomy places the organism in Eukaryota, Metazoa, Arthropoda, Insecta, Hymenoptera, Braconidae.
CAUGUGCUGCAGCAUGAACCUGAGAAGGCCGGAUCGCCGUGAAAAAGUGGUGCCUGAGAAAGUCAAAUUCAGGAGGAUGUUCGUCGUGGUUGGAUCAACACUGGCUCUUCUCGCUAGUUUUUUCGCUUACAGUAAGUCGAGGUAUCACUGGUCGGUUAUGGCGAGGAAAAUUGCGCUCGAGGUGAAGUACCAGCUCAUGGGGAUGAGGGAGACUAUUCUUGAUCUUGCUCAGGCUAGGCACAAUAAAACAGAUUUGCCUCGGAAAAACGGCUGUGUGGCAAUCAUCACUGGUGGCUCUCGGGGUAUCGGAGAGGUUGUUGUGAAAAUGUUCUUACAAUGUGAUAUUGACGUCAUUAUUGCUUGCCGGAGGAUCGAGGCAGGGGAGAAAGCAAUUGAGAAUAUUCGGAAAUCUGGCACAACGACAGGGAAAGCCGCUGUCUAUCGUCUCGACAACUCGAGUUUAGCUUCGGUCAGAGAAUUUGCUGAAGAAAUUAAGAGGGAUUACAGUAAAGUUGAUAUUCUUGUCAAUAAUGCUGGAGUAAUGUUUCCACCUUAUCAAGAAACAGUGGAUGGAUUUGAACAACAGUGGGCUGUCAAUUAUUUGUCCCAUUUUUUGCUUACUGCGCUGCUGAUGCCACUACUUCGCAAUGCUGGAUCGUCAGAAAAUUCAGCGAGGGUGGUUAAUGUCUCUUCCUGCGCUCACGGGCUUGGAGAAAUUAAUUUCAACGACAUCAACUACAAAGCUCCCUACUUCGCCAAUGCGGCCUACGCUCAAAGCAAAUUAGCUCAAAUCCUAUUUACCAAAUCUCUGGAUCAAAUUUCUCGAGAAAAAAAACUCCCAAUUCGUGCUUAUGCGGUUCACCCAGGAAUCGUUGAUACAGAAUUAUUUGAAAAUAGUUUCAUCGACAAACUCACGUGGAUCAGAGCAUUAUUCUUCAAGACCCCUCGACAAGGUGCCACGACAAUAGUCUACGCAGCUGUGAACAAGGGACUCGAAGAUCGUGGGGGUGUGUACCUGAGUAAUUGUCUAGAAGUUGCUGCAAGUCCACUAGCGGAGGACAAAUCCGUCCAGGAAAAACUCAUGGCUCUGAGCCUCGAGCAAACUCACCUGACAAACUUCCUGCAGUAUUUAUAAAACAGCAUUCGUAAAAUAAUACUGAAUAACUCCAAUAAUCCCUUUUCUAAUUUAUACAAUUUAUUAUACAAUGAUUCCAUCCAUAAUUCAACAGUAUAAAACCAAUGGAAUACUUAUAAACAGAAUCAAAAACAUUCGUACUGACAUACUCAAGGUUUCGUGUACACUUGUCGUCCAACUCGAUACGCAGCUGUGGAUUUUAUCCGAGCACCUCGAAGGGAUACUGAGUUACUGAGUAGGGCAGGUGUUCGUUGAUAAAUUCCUCUUCCUUCUGGUGUCCCCGCCCUCAACGUCACGUCUUCGUCACGAUUCGGUGUGAUAGAAAUCCAGCCUAUGAACAAUUAAAUAGAACUGAAUGUAUCAUUGGGAAAAACAAGAGGACUUCCCACGAUUUUGUAAUACUCUGGUUGUUAUAUUUUUGAAAAAUUUGUAAUUUCAGUCAUCAAGACUAUUAAUAUCUACUCCUACUCUUAAAACUGAUCAGAAGUCCUGAAAUUGCAGAACAGAAAUCAGGUUUUCUUUAACAAUCUAACAUCAAUAUUUAGAAAGUUUUGGAAUUCACAAACUUGACUUAAGUUUGAAAGAUGUUCAUUUGAAAAUUUCAAAUAUAACAUUUCAUUACAGCAAAAGCACAGAAGCAGUCAAUCCUAACAAAACGAAUUCAUUUUGAAAACAGUAUCUUUGGGGAAGAAUGUCGAACUUUUGUAGCUGAAUCUUUGAUGAUACAAAUCCAGCCUAUCGAUAAUUAAAUAAAACUAAAUUUUCCAAUACAAUUGAA